Haplochromis burtoni (Burton's mouthbrooder) is the source of this 1513-nucleotide messenger RNA. RefSeq names its product plexin-A4-like. Gene Ontology annotation, biological process: positive regulation of axonogenesis; negative regulation of cell adhesion; regulation of cell migration. The transcript is spliced from 2 exons. The record is from RefSeq and is a predicted model, not a curated record. Gene Ontology annotation, cellular component: semaphorin receptor complex. NCBI's taxonomy places the organism in Eukaryota, Metazoa, Chordata, Actinopteri, Cichliformes, Cichlidae. Bases 1172 to 1498 code for a protein of 108 amino acids. Gene Ontology annotation, molecular function: semaphorin receptor activity.
AGCUAAUAUGGCCAACCAGACACACUGAAUAGAAUCAUGUGCUGUUCUUUAUUACACUAAUCAGCUUUGAUCUGCCACUAGCCAAACUCCCCCCGCACUUGGUUGUACUGUCACAGUUUGCAUCACAAACUAAGUGGAAACUUCUCAUUCGGGAAAACGUCACAUGGUAGCUACAAGCAAAAGAAAAGAAGAAAUGGCAUUUUCCAUAUCUGAUCUUUCAGGCCCAUAAUGAGACAUUUCUCUCCGCCUCCUCUCUUUCAGGAAAGUGUGCUCUGUUUUCUGCCUUUAUUCUCCAAAUGUUAUUUCCCCAAAUGCCACUCCUUCUUUUUCACAUUCUAUUAUGUUCCACUGCGCUCUGCUUAUUUCAUAUGGGUUCGACAUAUAAGAGCAGUGAUCAGGGAGGAGAUCUGCCCUGUGGGCCUCAUACAGACAAUGAUAUAAACAUAUUAUGCAUAAGGAGCAGAUUGAGUGAAAGGGUGAAAUAACAACGCAAUCUUAAUAACGCCCCGGACCUCACACACAUACACAUGGGCUGAAGUCCCCACCCCCUCGGUUGCAUCCACCCACACGAUGAUAAAGAUCACUUCAAUUAACCCGGGCUUAGCCUGCAGCCUGGGUAGUCAUUUUAUGUAGAAUAGAGGCAUUAUGUGCGUGUGUGUGUGUGUGUACUGGUGGGAGAGGCUGCAUCCCAGUUUCAUUAAUUGAAUCCUAUUUGGCAGACUGGGGAAGGAGGAGCAUGCAAUUGACUGAUUCAUUCAUUCAUUUCCACACACUUCACAUCUUCAUACACAUGCUCUCAAACACACACACAAACACGCCACCCUAGAGGAAAGGUAUUAUUGAAUAGAGACUUUGUGACAUCCUCUCUCACACAGGCCUGCACAAUGCUCUGCUAAACUCUCCCUCCCACUGUCAGUCAUCAUAUGUAUGUGUGGGCAAAGCAAAACACAUAAGGGUAAUAAGAUAUUCUCUGUUUAUUCACCCGAAACAAGAAUAGAUGGAAGGAAAUACAGAAAGUGACACCUACGCAGUGAUAUGGUUUUUUUUUCCUAUUCUUAGUGGCUGUGUCAGAAAUGUGUACAAAUGGGGAAAGAAAUACCACAGAAAAUUGCUAUUGUUUUGAAGAGAGAUUUACAUUAUAUUUGUGUUUCAGGUACCUGAUAAUGCAGUAAUGGCCUUGGUUCCCAAGCAAGUUACAGCCUACAACUCUGUAAAUAACUCCACCGUGUCCCGAACUUCUGCAAGUAAAUAUGAAAACAUGAUCAAGUACACUGGAAGCCCCGACAGCCUUCGUACCCGUACUCCUAUGAUCACCCCCGACCUGGAGAGUGGGGUGAAGGUUUGGCACUUGGUUAAGAACCACGAGCACGGAGACCAGAAAGAGGGCGACCGCGGGAGCAAGAUGGUCUCUGAGAUCUACCUGACAAGACUUCUGGCCACCAAGGUUAGCAAUCUAUGUUUAGGAGAGACACUAAUCUGUGAGGACCUACUGUGCUAACCUCUAGGUCCAUAU